Messenger RNA from Magnolia sinica, 1324 nucleotides. RefSeq lists its product as uncharacterized. The record is from RefSeq and is a predicted model, not a curated record. The coding region runs from base 239 to 1135 and encodes 298 amino acids. Gene Ontology annotation, cellular component: chloroplast thylakoid membrane. Gene Ontology annotation, biological process: photosynthetic electron transport in photosystem I. The transcript has 7 exons. Lineage: Eukaryota; Viridiplantae; Streptophyta; Magnoliopsida; Magnoliales; Magnoliaceae. Gene Ontology annotation, molecular function: oxidoreductase activity, acting on iron-sulfur proteins as donors.
UUUAGCUCAAGGGUACGUCCACGGUGGGCCCCACACAAUUAGUGGCCGUAGCUCGCGCACUUGUGCCACGUCUGCAUGCGUGCGGCGAAUCUCCUCUUCAAUCUGCCUUCCCGCGAAUCUCCUUUGCCGUUUCCGGUCAACAAGAAGCCAGAGGGAUUCUCCUUUUCUGUGGCUGGAAUUAACGGCCAAAGCUCCUCUCCAUGUUCUUCCUGUCUUCCAACAACUCCACACUCUCUCCAUGGCCAGCACAGGCACGUUCACCCCGCACGUGGCCGGUUCGUCCCUCGACCUCUCCCGGACCGGGGCCGCGGUCCAGAUGAACCGGCCAGUUGCUCCUUUUUACUGGAAAAUCCCUAGGAAAAGCAGCGGUGCUUUGGCGUGUAGUGAUCGGAGUUCCGCUUCCCUCGCCGAAGCCCCUUCUUGCAUAUUUGUCGGCCCCAUCGAGACGGCGGAGAAGGAGCUUCUUGAAGCCCUCUAUCGUCAGGCACGUGAUGCAUACUACAGUGGAAAACCUUUGAUUGUCGACGACAUGUUUGAUAAAGUAGAGUUAAAGCUGCGUUGGUAUGGUUCAAAGUCUGUUGUCAAGUACCCUCGUUGCAGUCUUAGGCGGCAAUCCACCUAUGCAGAUGCUGAGGAAGAUCAAUCACAGGUUUUGGCAUUAGCGAGUGUAUGGAUCUUCUUACUCGUGUUCGGAAGUUUGGCUUUGCUUGUGCCAACCAUGUACACCCUUGUUCUGGCUUAUCGAGAUGCAGUCAACCCAAGAUUCCCCUCAAAUAGCGCUAAAUCUGCCUUAGAAUUUCUUUCAACGGUGAAUGGCAUUCUUUUCGUGGGAUUGGGAUCUGUGAUUGGUUAUCCUAUUGCAUCUGCUUCAGUCCGUGCACUUCAAGGCCUGUGGAAGAAUGACUUGGUGGCAUUAAAAGGAUCAUGCCCGAAUUGUGGGGAGGAGGUCUUUGCGUUUGUUCGGGCAGAACAAACCAGUCAAUCUCCUCAUAGAUCAGAUUGCCAUGUGUGUGAGUGCACCCUGGAAUUUCGUACUAAGGUGGAGCAAUCCAUUUGGAGACCCACCAGACGUUGGGUUUAUGGCCGUAUUUAUCUGGUUCCAGGGACUGCCACAAAGCGUCGAAGACGGACAUAGAUCAAACGGCCACUGAAGCUAGGUACGUGAUUUCUAAGCCACUGUACGGUUGCAUUCUUUUUCUUGAAUCCUAGUGGUCUGUAAUUUCAAAAGAAAACAGCUUGUAACCAGUUGCGUGUUACCCGGAAAAUGGCGACAUGUCAAAAUUUAUACUUUAAAUUAUAUAGCAGAGAGGAGUCGGGUUAGUCA